AUGGUUGUUCUGAAAGAAAGUAGAGAAUGCAAAAUUCACAGCACGAUCAGUCAAGAGCUCAACCACACGUUACACCAGCACAGGCGACAGUGGGAUACUAGCACGAUCAGUCAAGAGCUCAACCACACGUUACACCAGCACAGGCGACAGUGGGAUACUAGCACGAUCAGUCAAGAGCUCAACCACACGUUACACCAGCACAGGCGACAGUGGGAUACUAGCACGAUCAGUCAAGAGCUCAACCACACGUUACACCAGCACAGGCGACAGUGGGAUACUAGCACGAUCAGUCAAGAGCUCAACCACACGUUACACCAGCACAGGCGACAGUGGGAUACUAGCACGAUCAGUCAAGAGCUCAACCACACGUUACACCAGCACAGGCGACAGUGGGAUACUAGCACGAUCAGUCAAGAGCUCAACCACACGUUACACCAGCACAGGCGACAGUGGGAUACUAGCACGAUCAGUCAAGAGCUCAACCACACGUUACACCAGCACAGGCGACAGUGGGAUACUAGCACGAUCAGUCAAGAGCUCAACCACACGUUACACCAGCACAGGCGACAGUGGGAUACUAGCACGAUCAGUCGAGAGCUCAACCACACGUUACACCAGCACAGGCGACAGUGGGAUACUAGCACGAUCAGUCGAGAGCUCAACCACACGUUACACCAGCACAGGCGACACACGAUCAGUCAAGAGCUCAACCACACGUUACACCAGCACAGGCGACAGUGGGAUACUAGCACGAUCAGUCGAGAGCUCAACCACACGUUACACCAGCUCAGGCGACAGUGGGAUACUAGCACGAUCAGUCGAGAGCUCAACCACACGUUACACCAGCACAGCGGAGAUACUCGGAAGGGCUGCGAACUGCCGCAUUCAGAAGAUCCAGGAAAUCGAUAA
Molecule: messenger RNA, 909 nt
Organism: Homalodisca vitripennis (glassy-winged sharpshooter)
Lineage: Eukaryota; Metazoa; Arthropoda; Insecta; Hemiptera; Cicadellidae
Product: sex-determining region Y protein-like
Exons: 4
Coding region: 1-909 (302 amino acids)
Source: RefSeq, a predicted model, not a curated record